Messenger RNA from Rhizoctonia solani, 1065 nucleotides. RefSeq names its product Transposable element Tc1 transposase. NCBI's taxonomy places the organism in Eukaryota, Fungi, Basidiomycota, Agaricomycetes, Cantharellales, Ceratobasidiaceae. The coding region runs from base 1 to 1065 and encodes 354 amino acids. The record is from RefSeq and is a predicted model, not a curated record. The transcript has a single exon. Gene Ontology annotation, molecular function: nucleic acid binding.
AUGCCCCCGUGUCACAGUAAGGAAGUUUCGCAGCUGAAUCAAGGUCGCAUUUUGGCUCUACAUGAUGAAGGAAAAACGUAUAGAUAUAUUGAAGAAUGUACUGGUGUUCCAAAAUCUACAGCUUGUGAUAUUGUGGCAAAUUACAAGAAAUACGGGUCUGCUACCCCUCGGCCCCGGCCUGGUCGCCCACCUGCCCUAUCCCCUCAAACUCGGCGGUCUAUUGCACGUUAUCUGAAACUCUACCCAGAGAAACCAUAUUAUGCAAUUGCCGAGCUCGACGGGACUGUUACCGAGCGUCAAGUUCAGUAUACUGCAAAUCAAAUGGGCCUCCAGCGCUAUGUUGCUCGCCAGCAGCCGUACCUCUCACAGAAAAUGAUUGAUGCUCGACUUGAUUGGGCCAAGAAUAACACAAAUCAAAAUUGGGAUUGGGUAGCUUGGGCCGACGAGUCCACAAUUGACACAGGAGAGCAGCCAGUGCGACCAAAAGUUACCCGGAAGCAAGGAGAAGCAUAUCUACCCAAGAACAUGGUCCCAAGCUUCCAAACUGGUCGCCAAAGUGUCCCUAUGUGGGGCUGCAUUGCUCACGGCAAGAAGGGCCCAUUGAUUUGGCUCAAACUAUCGCCUCGCAUUGCUGGAAAGAAGGGCCGCUCAAGAGGCGGGGGGCUCACCUCAGCAGGGUAUGCUGAACAAGUACUCAAAGGUCCACUCAAGGAGUUUUUGGAUGAAUUAGAGGCUGAGCGGGGUCACAAGAUCCUCAUCGUCGAGGAUGGAGCACCGUUGCAUAAGGGUCCACAAGCACGGGAGGCCCGGGCAGCACUGGGUAUAGAACAGCUAGCCCAUCCAUUGGGCUCUCCCGAUCUCAAUGCCAUCGAGCCCAUAUGGCGUCUCCUCAAAUCACGCGUUUUCAAGGUGCCUGGAGCUUGGAGAAAUGCUGACAAGCUUUGGAAAGUGGCCAAGCGGGUUUGGGAUGAACUUACAGUGGAGGAUAUCAACAAACACACGGGGCAGAUGGAUGCCCAGGUUCAAGCUAUCAAAGAAGCUGAAGGGGGGCCUACUGAGUUCUAG